Exaiptasia diaphana is the source of this 1693-nucleotide messenger RNA. RefSeq lists its product as uncharacterized. Lineage: Eukaryota; Metazoa; Cnidaria; Anthozoa; Actiniaria; Aiptasiidae. The record is from RefSeq and is a predicted model, not a curated record. The transcript has a single exon. The coding region runs from base 57 to 1178 and encodes 373 amino acids.
UUCUUUCGUGCUGGCGCACUGAGUGUUUUGACGAUAAAGUACCGAAUAAGACCAGUAUGUCCACUUCCACGUGCGUAAACGACCAACAUAACGAAGAAGAAUCGUUGUUGGAGCCCGAAGGGUUUCCCGACGCUCAUUCACAGCAUGCAUCCGUCGCUCCGUCUGACCAUGCAGAAUAUCUAGAUAAUCUCAAACAUCACCUUGGGAUAGAUACCAUGCGAGAAGCAAUAGAGAAUUUGACCUCUACUCUUGAUAGGAGUACGAGUAAAAGACGCUCGCGGCACGAGGCUGGUUCAGCUCGUAAAAGAAGCCGUGAAGGUGAGGGUUUCGAUCCCACCGAAGCUUUAGAGUCGCUUCAUUCAUCUUCAAGUAGCGAGCAAGGCGUCAGUGACGCGGUCGAGGAGGAUGAUUUGCCUCCUUCAAUAUUCGACGAAAAUGAGUCGAAGGGUCCAGAGGUGUCUGAGGCUUUGGCUAAGAGAGUCAACGAAGCUUUUACCGUUAAGCCUUUGGAGGGUAAGAUGAAAUUGUUGAUGGACAAGUACAAAACACCCUCAAAUUGUGAACUCAUGUGUGUUCCAAGAGUAAAUACCACGUUGUGGAAUGAACUACCAAGAAAAGCACAUCAAAUUGACCUGGGACUCCAGGAAGCUCAAAAAGCUAUUGUUAAGACAGGCCAAAUAGUCGUGCAAAUAACCGACGAUAUGCUCAAGGCUAAGAAAAACAAAGAGCAUUUAAAGCCAUCAAAGUAUAUUGGCCUGCUCUCAGACGCUAUUAAUUUUCUCGGACACGCGGGUUUCCAGACGUCUUUAAAGCGAAGAGAGCUCCUGAAACCGGAACUAAGCAAGAAUUUUCAAUCUCUGUGCUCCGCGACAGUUCCCAUAACAAGUCUAUUGUUUGGAGACGACCUUUCUAAGUUUGUGGACGAUAUAACGAAGGCUAACAAAGUCGCUACAAAGAUUACACAGUCUACUGAGUCUCGCCGAGGCCGCAACCGUGGUUCUGGGCGCCGUUCUAAGUUCUCUGGUAGCUACAAUAAUAACUAUGGCUAUAAUUCAGGUUCUCGUUUUUUACGGCACAGAACCUCGUCAACUUGGACGAGGGGACAACAACGAGAGACACAACAAAGGUACAACCGAAGCAAGAACUCAUCAAAAUCGGAAAACACCCAAGACAAAUAAACAAUGUGAGUUUAAUUUGUAAUGUGGGUAAUCUAGCUACUAAAGUGAAUGAAUGGUCUAAAAUUACUUCGGAUCCUUGGAUUCUUGAAACUAUUCGGGGCUAUCGACUGGAAUUUGAUUCAUGCCCAUGGCAAGUGUUUGCACCUAUGACUCCAAAUCAUUCCGAGUCUAAUUAUCAACUAUUAAAUGCAGAAGUUGAUAAACUUCUUUCAAAAGGUGCGAUCGAGCAAGUGUCUCAUGUGCCAGGUGAAUUCAUUUCCUCAUUGUUUUUGGUUCCAAAGAAAUCCGGUGAUUUUAGACCAGUCAUUAACUUGAAACCUUUAAAUAAGUUUGUGCAACGUAUCCGUUUCAAAAUGGAGAGCAUUGAUCUCAUUAGUGGCUUGUUGCACCCAGGGGAUUAUUUAGCCUCUGUUGAUCUUAAAGAUGCGUAUUUUAGCGUAAAUAUUGAUCCUCGUGAUCGCAAAUAUUUAAGGUUUUGUUGGAAUUCUAUUGUUUAUCAGUUCACCUGUUUACCA